Molecule: messenger RNA, 906 nt
Organism: Carcharodon carcharias (great white shark)
Lineage: Eukaryota; Metazoa; Chordata; Chondrichthyes; Lamniformes; Lamnidae
Product: cell adhesion molecule 3-like
Exons: 4
Coding region: 1-867 (288 amino acids)
Source: RefSeq, a predicted model, not a curated record
AUGACCUGCUUCAUUUCUGUUUCUCAUACACUUGCAGUAUUGAAUAUCCCAAAAGUCCCUUUUGCCACCGAGGGUAGUCUGGAGACAGGAGCAUCUCGGUCCCGUCUCUCACUGCCGGGUGUCUGGGGACUCGGGUACGCCACGCUUUCUUGGCACCGCCAGAUAAUUUGGCAUCUGGGUGUUCACCAGCCAAAAACGCCGCCCGAAGGAUUCUUACUGCUCGGGGUGAAAGUUCGCAGUGAACCGAUUGGUGCCCUGCAGCUCGAAAUGACUCAUCUCAUGGGGAUACUGCUCUUCCCCAGCCAACUGCCACCCCGUCCGACUGUACCAACCAACUCUGUCCUGCUCUCGUCCACAGACACCCCCUACAUCGAGAUACGGGCUUCCAAAGCUGUCCCAGAAGAAGGUGAGGAGUUUACCCUUCGCUGCAUCGGGAGAGGGAACCCAGAACCCAGCGUGUUCUCCUGGAUCAAGUUCAGUGGGGAUCUGUCAGAGCGAGCUAUCCCCCGGAGCGAGAACCUGACAUUCAGCUUCCUGAAUAAGAGUGACGAUGGGGUGUAUCGCUGUGCUGCCUCCAACAUCAUUGGGACUGCCUAUCGCAAUUACUCGCUGACUGUCCAUGACCCUCUGUCCCAACUCACCCAGUCAAGCAUUGACCACGCUGUUAUUGGUGGGAUUGUGGCUGUCAUUGUGUUCGUAGCUCUCUGCCUCCUGAUUAUCCUGAUCCGCUACCUCAUCAGGCACAAGGGCACGUACCUGACACACGAGGCCAAGGGCUCGGACGAUGCUCCAGACGCGGACACAGCCAUCAUCAACGCCGAAGUCGGCCACUCCAGUUCGGAGGACAAGAAGGAGUAUUUCAUUUAGAGGGGCAGAGUGGCCUCCAGCGGAGGGACCUGGUGCUUG